Sclerotinia sclerotiorum 1980 UF-70 is the source of this 1629-nucleotide messenger RNA. RefSeq lists its product as hypothetical. NCBI's taxonomy places the organism in Eukaryota, Fungi, Ascomycota, Leotiomycetes, Helotiales, Sclerotiniaceae. Gene Ontology annotation, cellular component: fungal-type vacuole membrane. The coding region runs from base 1 to 1629 and encodes 542 amino acids. The transcript has a single exon. The record is from RefSeq and is a predicted model, not a curated record. Gene Ontology annotation, molecular function: basic amino acid transmembrane transporter activity. Gene Ontology annotation, biological process: transmembrane transport; basic amino acid transport.
AUGUCAACCCAAAAUCCCACCGAAGCUACACCAUUACUCGAUCCCUCACCAGAGCCCCAAUCCGAGAUUAUCUAUCCCAAUGAUGAGACGUCAGAUUCCAAUGACUCUAUCCCAGACGAUCCUACUACUCUCCAGGUGUGGAUACUCAUGUUUGGGCCCUUUCUUUCCGCCUUCGUAUCAUCGGUUGAUUCCUCCAUGAUUGCUACUCUUUCAUCCCCCAUAACCUCCUCCUUCGGCUCACUAUCCCACCUUUCUUGGCUUGCCUCUGCGUAUUUUAUUGCCAAUGCGGCGAUUCAACCUUUAUCUGGAAAGCUCACUGAUAUCUAUGGAAGGCGAAAUGGACUUGUGCUUGCUAAUAUCGUGUUCUCAUUGGGAAACUAUAUGUGCGCAAGCGCGGAAUCCGAGUGGAUUCUGAUCGCUGGUAGGGUGGUAGCAGGGCUAGGAGGAGGAGGAAUCAUGGCAAUUACCACUUUUCUCUUAUCUGAUCUAGUUCCAUUGAGAGAAAGAGGUGUGUGGCAGGGUGUUGGGAAUAUGAUAUCGGGUGUAGGUUCCGGUAUUGGAGGUGUUCUUGGGGGGUGGAUCAAUGAUAGUUUUGGUUGGGAAGCUGCAUUCUUCUUGCAGAUUCCCAUUACGCUUCUGGCGACAAUAUGGAUGUGGUUCACGAUACGCAUCCCUAUUGUGGAUGAUGGAGAGGGAAAAUCAAAACUCAAACGAAUUGAUUAUCUGGGGUCAAUCAGUUUAUUCAUAACUCUCGUUAUGUUACUUCUCGGUAUGAGUGCCGGAGGUAACACUGUAUCUUGGACAGAUCCCAUCGUCUUAAUCAGUCUCCCCCUAUCCUUCAUAUCUCUCAUAGUUUUCAUCGUCACGGAACUCAAAUACGCCAAAGAGCCCAUCAUUCCCCUUCCUCUCCUCUGCGACCUAUCCGUUGCCGGCGGCUGUCUCACAAAUGCCUUCUCCUCCGGCUCGCGCUUCGCAGUGAUAUUCUACUUACCCCUCUUCCUCGAAGCUCAAGGCUACACGGCAACACAGAUUGGUCUCCGUCUAAUACCAGGCUCACUUGGCACUGCAAUCGCCUCCAUGAUGGCCGGCCUCAUUGUAAAAAGCACUGGACGAUUCUCUAAACUCGGUAUCGUCUCUCAAAUCAUCUACCUGCUAGGCAUGGUUUUCAUCUGUACAUUUACGUUACACACAUCUGCAUGGCCACCUUAUGUCUGGUUCUUCGUCAUCAACAUCGGAUAUGGCAUCACGCUUACCACCACCAUCCUGGCGCUAUUAUCAUCAGUGGGAGCAAAGGAUCACGCUGUUAUCUUAUCUGCACUUUUUGCAUUCCGCUCAACAGGGACUGUUUUGGGGAUCUCGAUUGCGGGACUUACAUAUCAAAACGUGUUGGGAAGAUUACUAUGGGAGAAACUUGGAGGGAUAGAUAAUGCGGCAGAACGCAUCCAACAAAUCAUCGAUGAUUUCAGGGUGGUGAAUGGACUCGAGGAAGGACUGAAGCAAUUGGCUUUACAGGCCUAUGUUGGUGCUGUAAGGGCUGUGUUCUUCGUAUUGUUGGGGAUGGGAUCUUUAGCUCUGGUUUCGACGUUGCUGAUUCGUGAUCGUGAAUUGUCUCGUAGAAUGGCACGAUGA